Messenger RNA from Phyllopteryx taeniolatus (common seadragon), 3452 nucleotides. RefSeq names its product KISS1 receptor a (gene kiss1ra). The record is from RefSeq and is a predicted model, not a curated record. The transcript is spliced from 5 exons. Gene Ontology annotation, biological process: neuropeptide signaling pathway. Gene Ontology annotation, cellular component: membrane. Lineage: Eukaryota; Metazoa; Chordata; Actinopteri; Syngnathiformes; Syngnathidae. Bases 297 to 1460 code for a protein of 387 amino acids. Gene Ontology annotation, molecular function: G protein-coupled peptide receptor activity.
UCUGCAGCUGUCCAAUGGCGAUGACGCCCGAUUCCUUCCCCCCUCUCUUGUUUCUUUUUCCAACCGCACUUUUGAUCAAGUACUAACUUUCGAGAGUUGCAGAAAUGGACCGAGCAACAAAAGAAGCUGUGAUUCCAACGGAAUGGAGUUGAGCUUGCGUGUUAUUAAAAUGAGCUCCUCUCUGCUGUUUGAAUGGGAUUUCUGUCCCGCAACUGUCUCGGCAUCUCUCCUCCUCGCUGCUUUUUGAUUACCAUCCCCCACCCCCUCCAAUUUUCUCCAUCUUUUUAAUCCCGAUAAUGCACCCCUCCUUUUCCUCAGAGAGGAACUCCACGGAGCCGAGCUUGUGGAUGAACAGCUCCGAGGCGAACUUCUCGCGGGGGAUCCGCGACUACGACGGGGGGAAGCAACGUUGGGAUGUGGCAGCGGAGGAGGAGGGCGAGCAGCACCCCUUCCUCACCGACGCCUGGCUGGUACCCCUCUUCUUCUCCCUCAUCAUGCUGGUGGGCCUGGUGGGCAACUCUGUGGUCAUCUACGUCAUCUCCAAGCACAGGCAGAUGAGGACGGCCACCAACUUUUACAUAGCAAACCUGGCCGCCACUGACAUCAUCUUCCUGGUGUGUUGCGUCCCCUUCACGGCCACCCUCUACCCUUUGCCCGGCUGGAUCUUUGGCAACUUCAUGUGCAAAUUUGUGGCCUUCCUGCAGCAGGUGACCGUCCAAGCCACCUGCAUCACUCUGACUGCAAUGAGCGGUGACCGCUGUUACAUAACGGUGUACCCCCUGAAAUCCCUCCGCCACCGCACGCCCAGGAUGGCCAUGAUUGUCAGCGUCUGCAUUUGGAUUGGCUCUGUCAUCCUGUCCACACCGAUCCUCAUGUACCAGCGCAUCGAGGAAGGGUACUGGUAUGGUCCGAGGCAGUACUGCAUGGAGAGGUUCCCAUCCAAGACUCACGAGAGGGCCUUCAUCCUUUACCAGUUCAUCGCCGCCUACUUGCUGCCCGUCCUCACCAUUUCCUUUUGCUAUAGUCUGAUGGUAAAGAGGGUUGGCCAACCUACAGUGGAGCCGGGAGACAACAACUACCAGGUCAACCUCCUGUCUGAGAGAACCAUCAGCAUCAGAAGCAAGGUUUCCAAGAUGGUGGUGAUGAUCGUCCUGCUCUUUGCCCUGUGCUGGGGUCCCAUCCAGAUCUUUGUCCUCUUCCAGUCUUUUUACCCUGACUUCCGGGCCACGUACGCCACAUACAAGAUCAAGACGUGGGCCAACUGCAUGUCCUACGCCAACUCCUCCGUCAACCCCAUCGUUUACGGCUUUAUGGGCGCCAGCUUUCAGAAGUCCUUCCGGAAGACCUUCCCUUUCCUGUACAGGCACAAGGUCAGGGACAGCAGCAUGGCCUCGAGGACGGCCAACGCUGAGAUCAAGUUUGUCGCGGCAGAGGAAGGCAACAGCAAUGUUGCGAACUGAGGGAAUGCCAGAAGGGCGAGUUAAUGGAACAACCGGGUCCUUUCCAACAGCUUUGAAAUUGAAAGCCAAAUGAAACCAUGUUAGUAAUGUAAAGGACACUGGGAUCAUUUGCACAAUUGUUUCCCUGCCAAAGAAGGCAGUGUUGGCACAUCUGGAACCCCAUUUAGCAACUUUGGAUUGUUUCACGGUUGACAUUUUGAAAUUAAGAAGAUCUUAAAGAGACUGAAUUAUUGACUGCUCGCCAGUUGGACAAUCGUGCCAAAUUUAAGCAUUCCCUCUUCCGAUUAAGGUCAAUGUAUGCUCAAUCAUCGGACGUCUCUGAAAGAUUAUCCUCUGGAGCGGGGUGUGUUAAGAACAUAAAUACAGGAGCUACAGGUUGUGUACAAAAGUGUUUGUCUAUUGUGUCUCACAAGUCAUUCCCAAUAAUACAAAUAACAAGGAGAAGAAAUUGCAACCGCAAUCUAGUUACCAGAUAAGGUAACAGUUAAGACUCCUACAGGCCAGCGCUGACAGACAUCCGGUAUGGGAGAAGAGACUGGCAAUUAUUGGUUGAUAUCAUUCUGUGUGUGGUAUGCUGUGUUAGUUAUCUCAUGUACAUCACACACGAGAAAAACACCCUUGCGGAUUUUUGACCUUGUUUCAAAAUAAUUCAAGAUGUUAAAAACCGGUAGCCUAUGUGUGACUAAGUCCGAAGACAAGCUUUCAAAGUGACGCUUCCAAUGUGCUCUUCAAGGGGAAAUGGAUCAAAAAAGGCAUCACAAUUGCAAACCUUUUACCGUCUUUGCUGUAGCAGCAGUUCUGUCUUUGUCUUGAUGCAGUGUAAAGAACCCCAGACCAAACCUUUUCAGAUGUUAAUGGCAGUUUUCCUUAAAGGGGACAAAGAGUUGGGACUCGAGUGCCUGCCCACUCAUCAAGUGUGAAAUUACACAACUUUCUGUGACUGAAAACGUCUCAGUAAGCACGUCAUUCUGAACUGCUGCCCUACUGUGACCCUACUGAGUUUUCUCUACCCCUGCCUUGGCAGCUAACCUGAGCUAAGAGCUGCCAUUUUCUUUUCUCACAAGCGAAGGACAAACUGCACGGAACCACUUUCAUGUCAAAGCCAAAAUAUAGGCAGAGCUACUGCGUCGCUGGAUGAAGAUAAACACAUUAUACAGUAUAACUUUACAUGGUAGUAGUCACUAGACUAGCCAACACUGCAAGAUAAAAGACCCGCGAAGUGACAUAGGUUUAUAACUCAGUACCACCCUCUUGAAUCCAUUGUUGUAUUCUCCGACUUUUCUGUUUUCUGACUGUCCCAUCAGGGGUCGUGCUCUAGUAUUUACCUGAAAAACUUGCCUACACACAUUUUCCGCAUCAUACAAUAGGGGUAAUAAAGACUUUAGGAUUCUGCAAAGAUAUUCGUUCGACCUCACGGUGAGGGAUGCCGUCAAGCUGAAGAAGGAGUCCUAUCGGGCCUUUUUGGCCUGUGGGACUCCUGAGGCAGCUGAUGGGUACCGGCUGGCCAAGCGGAAUGCAGCUUUGGUGGUCGCUGAAGCAAAAACUCGGGUAUGGGAGGAGUUCGGUGAGGCCAUGGAAAAAGACUUACGGAGGGCUUCGAGGAAAUUCUGGUCCACCAUCCGGGAAGUCUGGGCGACCCUGCUAAAGCUACUGCCCCCGCGACCUGACCUCGGAUAAGCGGUAGAAAAUGGAUGGACGGAUAUUCGUUCAAUAGAGUAAUGCAUUCCAUUAUUUCUUAUGGGUAUUAAAUAUUACACAUGUAUAGCGAAAAGCCCAAAGGUGUGUCAUUCAAACAAUUGCAAUUUUCUUUCCAUCGACCCAAUGGGUCACAGUGAUCAGUCAAUUCCGCUUUGCAACAAGUGACAAGAAGAAAAAUGACUGAUCUAAAACUACCACUAAAAAGGGGUUGUUUGUCAUAUUAGCGGCUAUAUGUAUAUAGUCAAGGUGUUGUUAUGUUGUGGAAUUUUAAUAAACGAAUAAUUACAAAUGUGA